This is a messenger RNA of Ilex paraguariensis (yerba mate), 874 nucleotides long. The record is from the annotation of a GenBank genome assembly. NCBI's taxonomy places the organism in Eukaryota, Viridiplantae, Streptophyta, Magnoliopsida, Aquifoliales, Aquifoliaceae.
ACUUUGUUGCUGAAUCUGGCCCACUUCUCUACCCUUCUCCCCCUAUAAAUCCCCUCCAAUUCUCCUGCUAUCCUCCCCUACCCUCCAAACAUUAUCUGCAAAUCAAACCCUCAAGAAUUGCCUCUUAAUAUACCUAGCCAUGCUUCAAUCUGAGGCUGCAGGACUCUACUGUCUAGCCCCCGAAAACCCAUCCCUAUUUUCAACUAACGUUGGCUUGAUGCAACACAAUAUACCAUCAUCCAACUUCAGCAGAUUCUUAACCAACUUACCAAAUUCUCAAACCUGCCCUCCUUUUUAUGAGUUCUCUCCCCAGUCUAUCAGCAAUAACUCAACCUCUGAUGAAGCAGAGGAACAACAACUUAGAGUUAUCGAUGAAAGAAAGCAGAGGCGAAUGAUUUCUAACCGCGAAUCUGCACGUAGGUCUCGCAUGCGCAAACAGAGGCACCUCAAUGAGCUUUGGUCACAUGUGGUUCAUCUGACAACUGAGAAUCAUAAUCUGAUAGACAAGUUGAAUCAUGCAUCGGAGAACCACGACAGGGUCCUUCGAGAGAAUGCGCGGCUCAAGGAAGAAGCCUCUGAACUUCGCCAAAUGCUCAGUGAUCUCCAAAUUGGCAGCCCUCUUAGUGCUUUGUGCGAUCUGGAAGAAAUUCCAUGCAACGCAGCUCAUCUCAGCUGAAUUUUCAAACCAAUCCAUCAACCCUUAGAAAAAUAUGCUUUACUGAGAAGUAAUGCUGUUUAUUUAGAGAGAGAGAAAAAGAGAUAGAGUUUGCGUUCUCUAUCUGCCAUUAUUAAGUUUCUUCUGUUUAGUGUGGAUCACAGAUGUUAACGUUGGUUCCAUUCACCUGGACUGCAUGAGAUCAAAAACAAACUGAGC